UUCAACUCGCCAAAAAGAUCCCUCUGUCUCUUUCCCUCCCUCCCUCCCUCUCUCUCUCACUUCUCUCUUUCUCCUCGCUCCACCUUUCUCGGCAGCGGCAGCGCAAGAGGUUUUGCCGGGCGCCGAGCUAAACUGAGCUGCCGGUGUAACUCAGUGGACGCCAGCCGCCUCCUUGCACGAUCAGGGUCUCUAAGCGACAGCAGCAGUGUAGAUCGCCGGCAUCCCCGGUCCCGGACGACGGUCUUAAGCUGCUCUCCUCCAUCCCAAGACCUCGAACCGCAACCACUUGUACGGGCAGCUCUACCGUGGACGGAGGCAUUAUGACUCAGGGACACCUGGGAGAAGCGUUAAUUAACAGCGCGCGCUCUCGAGGGCUGGAAGAAGCGCUGCGGGCCGGUGUUCCGCCAAUGCAAGACUUGUUGCUCCUGCUCCUCUCGCUGCUGCUCGCCUUCCAGGCGGUGAAAUUUCUGGUCUUCAAGUGGUCGCGACGGAGGAGGCUGGAACCGCCGGGCCCCUUCCCGUGGCCCCUUCUAGGCAACGCCGCUCAAUUGGGCCGCGCUCCUCACCUAGCUUUCGGGCGCCUGGCGGCUACCUACGGCAGCGUUUUCCAGUUGCGCCUCGGGAGAUGGCCAGUAGUAGUGCUGAGCGGCGAGCGCGCCAUCCGCGAGGCCCUCAUCCGCCAAGGGGUCGCCUUCGCGGGUAGGCCUCCUUUCCCGUCUUUUCAGCUGGUAUCCGGCGGACGCAGCUUGGCCUUCGGAAGCUACUCCGAGCUGUGGAAACUCCAGCGGCGCUUGGCGCACUCGACCUUGCGCGCUUUUUCGGCACGCCGCCUCCUGGAGCAGCCCUUGCUGGCUGAGGCGCGCACUGUGGUCCGUCUCCUGGUGAGCGAUUGCGCCGGCGGCGCCUUCGUAGAUCCGUCCCGGAGCCUGGGGGUGGCCGUGGCUAACGUCAUGAGCGCGCUCUGUUUCGGCCGCCGCUACAGCCACGCUGACGUCGAGUUCCGGCGGCUGGUGGGUCGAAACGAGCAGUUCGGGCGCACAGUGGGCGCCGGGAGCGUGGUCGACGUGCUGCCCUGGCUGCAGCGCUUUCCCAAUCCGGUGCGCUCAGCCUUCCGCGCUUUUCGCGCCCUCAAUCACGAGUUCUACAGCUUCGUCCGCCAGAAGUUUCUCUGGCAUCGCAACAGCCUCCGUCCGGGAGACCCUCUACGCGACCUGAUGGACGCCUUCAUCCGCCUGCAGCAAACGCAGCCUGGCUUGCCUCUGGAGCACGUGCCAGCUACCGUCACGGACAUCUUCGGCGCCAGCCAGGACACUCUCUCUACCGCCCUUCAGUGGCUCUUGAUCUUCCUCAUAAGGUAUCCAGAGGUGCAAACUAAACUGCAAGAAGAAAUAGACAAAGUUGUUGGCCGGAACCGUCUGCCCUGUGCUGAGGAUCAGCCCCAUUUGCCUUCUGUCAUGGCUUUCCUAUAUGAAUCUAUGCGUUUCAGUAGCUUUGUGCCAGUUACCAUUCCCCAUUCCACCACAGCCGAUUCCAUCUUGAUGGGCUACCACAUUCCCAAAGACACCGUGGUCUUCAUCAAUCAGUGGUCAGUGAACCAUGACCCAGUGAAAUGGCCUGCUCCAGAAGUUUUCAAUCCAACAAGAUUCCUGGAUGAGAAUGGAUUCCUGAACAAGGACCUUGCUAGUAGUGUGCUGAUUUUUUCAGUGGGCAAACGAAGGUGCAUUGGAGAGGAGUUAUCCAAAGUGCAACUCUUUCUCUUUACUGCCAUCUUGGUCCACCAGUGCAAUUUCACUGCUAAUCCAAAGGAAGAUUCUAAAAUGGAUUUCACUUAUGGCUUGACUGUUAAACCAAAGCCAUUCACACUCAGUGUCACACUUCGAGACACCAUGGAUUUGCUGGAUAAUGCUGUCCAGGGACUUCAGCCAGAAAAUGCAUCUGAAAAUUGCUUGUUUAAUACAUGAAUGCUCAGGUUUGAAUCUUGUCUGUAAAGCUGUGUAAGGAUUGUGUUUCUCCCCUCUUUAAAAAAAAUACUUAGAAAUACAAUGUAUUCUGGAGAAAUGCUAGCAAGAAACGAAGUAAGACAAUAUAUGAAUAAGCAUGGUGUGGUUUGCAAACUGAUGUUUUAUUUACUUCAGCAAAUCUUGUCAACCCCUCUCCAUAGUGUGAAUUUAAUCAUUAGUUUGCUUCCCUAAUUACACUUUGGCAUUCCUAUACCUCGUUCACUUAUCUUUUUACUGGCCAUCCACAUGAUUCCCUCAUUACACAGUUCCCUUUCUGUAUUUUUGUGUGUGUGUGUGUUUUUAAUCUUUUAAGGGAGUGGUAUAUUUCUCUAACAACAUUCUAUCCAUAAAAAAUAUUUAAUGCUGAAGACCAAUUAAUAAUCAAUAGAUUAUAAAAUAGUACUUACUGUCAAGAUAAUGCAAACAAGCAACUGGGUUUCAGAUGGCCAAUUAGAUGACUUUUCCACCAACAGUAGAAUUGUCAAAUUCAUUGUGUUAGGUGACAAAUAGAAAAAAAUAUAUAGGAAAUCGGUUUCUGUAAUUGACUGUCUUCUAGGUGUUAAGACUCUCAGAAUUCUCAAUAUUUUGGUUUCAAAUGGUAAGAACAAUGCAUAUUACUCCUAGAGGAUACUCAUCUGAAACCUUAAAUAUCAACUCUGCUUUUUUUAAAGAACCUACAGUCACCUACAAAUGGUGCAUUGACAUUUGCUAAAGCAGCUCUGUAAUAUAUUGCCAUAGGCUCGUAGUUGUAUUCCUAGUGCUCAACAAAUGUUGAAAUUCAAAUAGGAUUUUUUUAUUUUUGUUGCUCAUAGGGUGUCUUUAAAAAAAAUCAGAAAUGCACUUCACAUUAUCUUAACUAAAUGGGUGCAUUGCACUGCACAUGCAUAACAUAUUGAUAAGAGAUGAUACAUUUAGUAAUGUGAAUUAUUUUCCCCCUCUAAUACAUGCUUUGGUGGUAUUCCACAUAAUCGGAUAUUAUUUGUAGUUCAGUCAGCAUUUAUAAAUCAGUUAAUUUAGCUGGCUGACUUUAGUUAAAUGCUUUCUUAAGAAGUGCAUUUCUUUUCAGAAAUAGAAUGUUCUGUCCUUGAUCAAAGUAUACUUAGAAAUAAUAGAAUAAAAUAAAAUGGAUUGUUUAUGUUUUAAACUAAUUGAAUAGGAAGUUGAAAGCUCUGUGAAUUUUGUUGAUGAAAUUAGUGAUUUACUAACGAGAGGUAAAAAGUUCAAAGUUGUGAUUUUUCAUUUAAAAAGAUUCUUAGUAUAUAUAAAAAAAGUAACAGCAUACAGUCAUUCUGUAUGUUGUAUACAGUUUGAGAAAUGGAAGAUUGGGAUGCCCAGACCCCUUUGAGUUGACUAUCCUCCAUUGAACCCAUGUGAAUUUGUCACUGUCAACAUUUUCCAGAUCAUCUAAGCCAAACCACCACAAACUAUCUCUUCUCCAGAGACAACCUGAGAACUGAACAUGGCAGCUUGGAAGUUGCCUAGGUUGGAAAAGGCUGUCCUCAGACUUUACCUUCCAAACUGAGAAUUCUAUGUAUAUGUAAAUUACUAUUUGAAACAAUAGCACUCGUUUUAAGAAAAUGGAGAUUGGGGAGGGGGACAACACAUCAUGUUUCUGAUUUCCCACAGUUGUAUUCCAUGCAGUUUUAUCCACACCUACAUAACCUGUUGGCUUGUGCUAAUUUUCAGAAGCUCCAAGUAGCCAAUGGUAAUAGAUGCAAAAAGAACACGAAGUACCACAAGUUGCCUAUCCCGGGUAAAGAUUCUCAUGCUGUAUUGCCAAACAAUGUUCUGGAUUACUUUAAAGGUUUAAUAUCAAGUCUUAUCAGGGCAAUCUGACAAGUAUCAAAUUUAAUUCUGAGUAAAACACCCACAGCAAAUAACAAUUUGCUUGCUUCUGUUUUUAGAUGUCAUAUAUAGAGCACUAUUCUCAAACCUGCUAAAACAUCCGGUUGUAUACAUUGGAAAAUGAAACAAUGGGUUUAUGAUUUCCAGUGCCUUAUAUUGGCCUUCCUCAUGCUGAUACCCUGGGUAGGUGUUAGAUUCAACUUCCAUAAUACUCUGCCAGCAUGGCCUUUGAUCCUACUGGGAUGUGAGUUCAAUCCCUGAAAGGUAUCGUACUGUAUUCUAGAAAGCCAUAUUGUGUAAUCCUGCAGCUGUAUAGACCAAUGCAUUUGCCUGUGCAUUCUAUUUCUGAAAUUCAAAAUAGCAAUAAAUUCAUGCAUUCCUAUACUGAAGAAUUCUUAAUUUCAUACUUAACUUUGAGAGAGAAAGCACAGAGUUUAAAAACAAAUUUAGAAAGGUGAUAUCAAUUAUUUCAUAAUCUACAACAAAUAAAAUUUGUUCUUACAGAACUUAGCCUGCUCCUGUGAAACCCUCUGUAUGAUUAUAAACAUAUUAAUCUCAGGUCAAGAUAGGAUUGAACAUAGGGUAAUAUUUUUGUUAUGUAAAGAAGGUUUGUAACUCUGUUGUGUAUGUUUAUGAAUAUACAUAUAUAUUACAGAAUGUAAUAUUUCAACAUAGGUAAUUCUCAUUGACUUUCUUUUAACAAAUGUUGACUAUAAUUUUGUUUUUUCAACUUCCUCAAGACCUUUAAAAUAUAUCAGACUGAUAAUACAGUAUAUAUGCCAACAGAACUCAGUUAUAUAAAUCACUUUUAAAGUGUUUAAAUCCUAUUUGUACUUGAUCCAAUAUGUAUAAUGGUCAAUUCAAAUCUGGGUUGAUCAGCAGGACAAGAGGUUUAGUUUUCUGAGAUUUCAGACUCAUGCUGGAGCCCAUCCUCAUGGAACUUCUCUCUCACCAGAAUGUGUCACAAUACAGUAAUGUGUCACAUUCUGGUAGAGAGAGGUUCCCUG
This is a messenger RNA of Thamnophis elegans (Western terrestrial garter snake), 4852 nucleotides long. RefSeq names its product cytochrome P450 1B1. Gene Ontology annotation, molecular function: heme binding; iron ion binding; steroid 17-alpha-monooxygenase activity. Lineage: Eukaryota; Metazoa; Chordata; Lepidosauria; Squamata; Natricidae. The record is from RefSeq and is a predicted model, not a curated record. The transcript has 3 exons. Gene Ontology annotation, biological process: hormone biosynthetic process; progesterone metabolic process. Bases 321 to 1961 code for a protein of 546 amino acids.